This is a messenger RNA of Anneissia japonica, 3789 nucleotides long. RefSeq lists its product as uncharacterized. Bases 416 to 1567 code for a protein of 383 amino acids. The transcript is spliced from 3 exons. The record is from RefSeq and is a predicted model, not a curated record. Lineage: Eukaryota; Metazoa; Echinodermata; Crinoidea; Comatulida; Comatulidae.
CUUGCUACUGUAUAUUGCUUGUGUACUUGCUCUCUUGUAACUAAAUUUAUAGGAAGUGUAGACCUGUUAUUCUUUAAAUUAAGGUAGGACAUAUUGCUAAUGAUCGGGCAGGGAGAGAAAUAAGACAACCAUACAGCUACUACUGUGCCCAAGAAUUACCUGGUGACCAGUACUUAAGCCUUGCAGGUAUUUAGUAAUGUAUGUACUAUUCAUUCGCCUGGUGGUUAUACACUAGUUACUAUUUACCUGGUAGAUAGUUACAGAACGCCUGAGUAGAUACUAAUGAGGAUGUUCCAGUGUAGUUGACAGAAAAUGUAGUUGUGCCAUGGUAGUCACAAAAUUCACAGGGCAGGUACAUUAAGUUCAUUGGAGGUAGAAAUAUCCAUCUUACCCUGUUUAAUAGAACUGAGGAAAAAUGUGGAGCAGUUCCUCUAGUUGGGCUGAGGUGGUUGUAGUGAGUGUUGCCAUUUUGCAAUAUACUUUAGCUACACGUACAACAAUCACACCUAACUACAUCUCCAUUGAGGUAGGAGCGGAAAGCAUUGCUUUCACAUGUGUUUCAUACCUGGAACCUAUUGAUGCCAUACAAAGCCACUGGAUGGAAUGGAAAAAGAACACGGCAACGAUUGUCCAAAAUGAUACAGUGUUAGUUGACGAAGCAAAGUACAGUGUGGUUGGGUCAUCAACAAUUUCAGCAAUUACAAUUACACAGAAUCUAACUGUUCACAAUAUUGAAUUGUCAGACAGCGGUAAUUAUUCAUGCAAUCUUGAAUCAACGUCUCAAUUCUUUGUAAAAUCGUCAUCAAGUGCUGGGCUCUCUGUUAGUGCUCUUAAACAAACAACGGACGUGACGAAACUCACAAAUGAAAUGGACAACAAAAAAACAAUAUUAACACCUAACUAUAUCUCCAUUGAGGAAGGAGCUGAGAGCAUUACUUUCACAUGUGUUUCAUACCUGGAACCUAUUGAUGCCAUACAAAUCCACUGGAUGGAAUGGAAAAUGAACACUGUAACAAUUGUUCAGAACGACAUAGUGUUGGUUGAUGAAGCAAAGUACAGCGUGGCUGGGUCAUCAAAUAUUUCAGCAAUUACUAUUAUACAAAAUCUAACUGUUCAUAAUAUUCAAGUGUCAGACAGCGGUAUUUAUUCAUGCAAUCUUGAAUCCACUUCUCAAUUCUUUUCAAAAUCGUCAUCAAGUGCUGAGCUCUCUGUUAGUACUCUUAAACAAACGACGGACGCGAUGGAACUCGUAAAUGAGAAGGACAACAAAAAAACAAUCAUAUACUUUACAGCAGGGGGCAUAAUUCUUGUACUCACUUUCUUAGGAUGUAUAGUGAUCGCGUAUAAAAUACGGUCAAACGACUCAGCAACUGAUAACAACAAUAUCUGUAGCGAUGAUAUGGUGAACGAAAGACGGAUUUCUUUUUACAGCAAUAUUGAUACCAAUGUAACAGGAAUGAAUACAAAUGCUGUAACCGAGAUGACAGAAAAAACAGAACCGACUUAUCAAAAAUAUUUAAAUAUUGGUCUUAAUGACGACUCCAGUAACAUGGUAAACACUUUAUGAAACUAAAAAUGCUGGAAUGGUGAUAAUAUAAAGAUGUAUUUUAAAAAGAGAAAAUGUAGUUUCUAUUGCAUAAAAUAUUUAUUUAUUUAUAGAAUCUUAUUUUUAACUUUGUUAUCAUUGCUUUCCAAUGGCGAUAGUAUUAAACUAUAACAAAAGAAUGCAAAAGGAAUAAAAAAUAAUAAUGUUUAUGAACAAUUCCUGACAAAUACCAGAGAAAUUAAACAUAAAACCUGGAACUCACUGCAUUUUACGACGGUCGACAAAACUGUUGUAUGGCAAAAUCAAACUGCUCCCUGUAAGUGCUAACCGAUGCCGUCUGCUGGUAUUCUAUGGCAGUCUAACUGAUCGUAAUUAAAAACGAUGUGGCGUUGCGUUCUCUAGAAUCGCAUCGACCGGCGAUCGUUGAACGCAUUGAGUGCCCAACUCAACUCACAAAAUCUAACAUGUUCAUUAUUAUGCAAUAACACAAAUGUUAAAUGGCGCCACCAAGUUAAUUAAACUUUAUUGUGGAAGGUACUACAGAAAUACAAUGUAAUUACCAACAAACAAAUAAAUAGAGGGGAGUUAAACACAGUUCACCCUCCAAAUUGAGACCAUCUUUGUGACCUGAAUAUUUGGAGUGGUCUCUGGGUUUGGUCUCCAAAUAGAGGAUUAGCUUUGUAUAAUAAAAUAUUGAUGAUUAUUAUUUGGUUCUUAGAAAAAGUGGUCUCGAAUUAGAUGGGUCUUAUUUUGGAAUUAGAUGGGUCUUGGAAUUAGAGAGUGCACUCUAGAUUGGUGGUUAAGGUGCUUGCCUUCCAAUCCCAGGGUUGUGGGUUCAAUUCCUGUAACAGCAGGUCUACAGACUCAUUAUGGGCCCUGUGGGAGAACACAGUCCACAUAUCAAGCGCCCUGAGCAUCUUAUGUUAGAUGGAUAUGGCUUUACAUAAAACUUCACUAUUAUUAUUAUUAACAGUGGAAAUCUACUGAACUGGGGCAGACUGCUAUAAAGCGGUCUUAACUGGCAGUCUUAACUCCUCGAAUAAAGCCGGCUUUAUCACUUAGACGGUCUUACUGUCACUCUGCUAAGACCAUUGCUAUAAAACAGUCUUCGCUUAGACCGCUUUGAGUAUUGAAACGCAAACAAGCACUUCCUGGUAACAUGAAAUUGAGGGCGCUUGCUCAAAACAUGUAUAUUUAUCAAAAUGAAGGUAAAUAAACGUAAAACCGGAUUUUACAGAUGCUGAGAAGCUUGCGGAAUAUUCGUCGUUCGAUUCUUAGUCUAGUACCUGAAACGCCAUGAUGUAAUUGAUAUAAGACCGUUUUAAGCCUUCUAAGUGGUUAGACUGUGGUAUAGCAAUGGUUUAUAAUCAUAGACAAGUAGUGACGUCACAAGUAAAGCCAGCUAAGCGUAAGACUGUCUAAAGACCGCUUAUAGCAAUCUGCCCCAGGAUACCCAGUAUAAAGAAGAAAGAUUGAAUGUAUUAAAUAAAUUCCAAUCAAAUCAAACACUGAAAUUCCAUUAAACAUUUGUUUACGCUUGAAUGUCAUGAAUAUAAUUUUCUGGUAAUCUUUACAAUAAAAUUUUGUGCUUCAUCUGAAUUCUUUUCACAUUUUUGUUGGGGUCAACCAUAGGUAAUGGGGAAAUUGCUGUAAUAUGUCAAAAUACUGAUUGACCUCAGCCCCACCAUAGUCGGGGUUAUAAGAUCACCUUUGUUUACAGGCGACACUUCUAGACGGCUACAAAUUAUUCUCCCAGAAUGUUUUUCAUGUUGAAAAAGUCUGGUUUCUGGGUUACGUUGGCGUAAAAUACACCAAAGGUAACCAAAGUUCAAAGACCUAUUUUCCUUGGGGCCCUUCUGGCGGUGACUACUAUAGGCAGUACCAUGAAGAGCAUCCCCUACGUUGCAUAUUACUUAAUAAUUGUAAAGAAAUUAAGCUGAUGUGAUUAUAUGAAAAUGGAAUAAAUCACAGACAGAAGCUAAAAGGUUUACGGCAGUAGAUUUCUUUGUAUAGAACAUACAGGAUUUUAAAUUGAAGAAAAAGUAAGCUGCCUUAUUCUUUUUGUUAUAGGACAAUUGUUACUUGAACUUUGUACCAUUGCGUAUACUGACACCAUAGAUAUCAGAUCUCUGCUACUUCUUUUGUGUUGUGGGUAACUACCAUGACAGAGCUCUAAGCAACACUUUAAGUAUUACAAUAAAGUGGAAUGUUUGUAAUAAAGGGUAAAAAUAUUUAAAAUUCUG